AUGGAGCAGAACAACGAUACAUUAGGUGUCGAAGAUGUUGUGUUUAUGCUGCUUGAAACAUUGAAGUCUAAUGGCACAUUUGAUGAAAUCCGUAGGCAUUGUAUUACUGAUAUCGAUGCUAAGCCAACUUACCAAAAUUGGAAACAGCGCAUAGAAUCAAAUGUCAACAAAUUUUUAAGUAAACAGAAAUAUACACCGGAAUUAAAUAAAAACACUGUUCGAGAACGUCUUAGAAAACAUUUACUUGAUGGACGUGAAACUCAGGAUAUUGAAGAAGGAGCUGAUAGAAUCCUUACUCAAGUACUUGCACCUCGUUCAUUAAGUAUUUUUGAACCUAAAAUAGCAGUUGCUGUUGAUGAAUACUUGGGAAUCAAAAAUGAAGCACCUCCAAUUGAAGUCAACGGAUUAAAAGAAUCUACUAUGAAUUCAAUAAAAGCAUCUAAUAUUGAAAUUAGCACUGUUCUUAAUCCUAAAAUAGAUUUUAUCCCAGAUGCUGAUAACAUCGCAUGUGAUACAACACUAAAAGGUGAUAGAAAAGACUUGAGAUCAGACAAAAAAGAAAAAUCUUCAAGUCUUUGUAAAGAGCCAAAAUCAUUAAACGGCAAUCAAAGUGAAGAUGAAAAUGAUGCAGGAGGAUCUUCAAAACAAAAAAGUAGCCAACACAAAAAUAAAACUUCUACAUCUGACAAGUCUAAGUCUUCCUCUAACAAUCAUAAAAGUAGUAAAAAAGAUAAUAAUUGUAAAGAAGUUGUUGAAAAAUCUAAAAAUCUAAUUGAAAAAUCUAAAGAUGUCAUUAAUAAGCCUAAAGAUGUCGUUAAUAAGUCCAAAGAUGUUAGUAAGCCUAAAGAUAUUGUUGACAAAUCUAAGGAUAUUGUUAAUAAGCUUAAAGAUGUUAGUAAGUCUAAAGAUACUGUUGAUAAAUCUAAGGAUAUUGUUAAUAAACCUAAAGACAUUGUUGAUAAACCUAAAGACAUUGUUGAAAAAUCUAAAGACAAUGUUAAUAAGCCUAAAGACAUUGUUGAUAAGCCUAAGGAAAAAUCAUUUUUGUCAAAGAAUUCUAAUAGUUCAAGUCAUAAAAGUAACCGAACAGAUAGGAAAAGAACUAAACGUUCCCUUGAAGAGAAAAAAAAAUCGUCUAGUCUUUGUAAAGAGCCUAAAUUAUUGAAUGGUCAUCGAAGUGAUGAUGAAAGUAAUUCAGGGGGAUCUUCAAAACACAAAAGUACUAUACACAAAACUAAAAGUUCUUCAUCUGACAAGACCAAGUCGUCCUCAAGUAAUCAUAAAAGUAGUAGAAGAGAUAAUAACAGUACAGACGUUGUUGAUAAGUCUAAAGACAAAUCUUUGUCAAAAAAUUCUACUAGUUCUGACAUUGAUAAGUUUAAAAAGAGAUCUUUGUCAAAAAGUUCUAGUUGUGUAGACAUUGUCGAAAAGUCUAAAAACAAAUCUUUAUCGAAGAAUUCCAGUAGUACAGAUGUAAUUGACAAUUCAAAAAUUAAAUCCACUUUAAUAAAAAAUACUAAGUGCACAGAUGUCGUUGAAAAGACUAAAGACAAAUCUUUUUCAAAGAAUUCUAGUAGCUCAAGUCAUAAAAGUAAUCAUACUGACACUAAAAGAUUUAAACUUUCUCAAGCUGAAACAAAUGAAUCACCUCCAAAUAAAGUUAGUGGUGAAGAAAUGAAACCAGAAGAACCAGAAAAGUCCGAAUGGAACGAAUUUCGAAAUUCUAUUAUGACAAAUGAUGAACAAGAUGCAGCAAAUGUAUUGUUAUCAAUGAGUGCAAUUUCUUAUGAAAGUUCUCAUAGUGAAAUUAUAACGGAAAAUAUAAUUUUUAUAGAAAAUUCUUCUCCUAUUAUUGAAACCUUAAAUACAACUAAAUCAGUAAAUGAAUUAGAAAUUGAAGAAAAUUCUGAUGAAACAAAAAUUCUACCAUCUAGUGAUAAUGAUGAUAUUAAAGAAAACUGUCAAUUAAAAUCAAAUAAUUUAGAAGCAUCACAGUCAUUAAAUGCUGUGAUAAGUAUAUCAAACAUCAACCAUUUGUUUGAGAAAGAAUGUUCUGUUGAUAUUGAAAGAUUACCAUGUACAGAUUUAAAAUUAUUACAAUAUAGCUCUGUUAAUAGUGUUGAAAUAACUGAAGAACACCAAAAACCAGAUGAAAUAGUAGUGGAUGAAAAAGAAUUAAAAAUAUUAAAUGAUGAAAUAAAUUUGGAAACAAGUGAAAAUGAAAAAAACAGUGAAUUUACUAAUUCUAAUGAUAUUUUAAAAGUACCAAAACUAAAAUUAAAACUAUUACCAAACCAAAUUGAUUCCAUAAAUAAAAUUAAAAGAAAAAAACAUCAUAAACAUAAAGAAUCUAAAAAAUUGAAACUUACAAAAUCAUUAGAUAUUCCUAUUGAAGUUAGUGUUUCUGUUAGUGUAUCAACAAAUAUAAAUAGUGAUAAAAUAGACCAAAAAUCUAACAAUGAAAUAGACGUAAUAAUGAAUGAUUCUGAGAGUACCUUAUCCAAUCAAAUAUUACACAAGGAAAUAGAAAAUAAUAGUGUAAAAGUGUUAGAUGAUGACGAAUCACUUUACACUUUCAAAGGAUUUUCUGAAGCAGAUGCUAUCCCAUGUAAAAACUAUAAACUAUUAAAAAAUGUGAUCAAAACCUUACAAAUACAGAUGAAUAAACAUGAUAAAAUUGAAAAUGGUUUCAAAGGUUUUACCAGUGCAGAAACAAAUCCGUGUAAACAUCGAGAUAAUGUUUAUGCAGAGCUAAUGAAGUUAAAAGAAGGUAAAUCCAGUACAGGCUUUAUAGGAUUCUCAGAAAAAGAUACUGCAAUGAGUAUUGGAUAUAAAUAUGUUGUUAAACAACUUGAACUUGCCAAAAAACAAAACAAUGUAGGUAAUCAUCAACAAAAUGUGAUGUGUGGUGGCAAUGGGAUCCAGAAAGGGAAAAUAUUUAAUGAAGUUAUGGCAGCAUAUUUAUAUAAAAGUAACAAUGAUAAUGAUGCAAAGUCAAAAGAGAAUUACUGCAAACCAAUUAAUGAUACAAAAAAAGAUAGUCCUACUGUGAAUAAUAACAACCACAAUCAUGACAAUUGGGUUGUUGAACAAGAAAUGAAAUAUAAACUUUUACCUGUAAAAGUGAAACUUGAAAGACUAAUGGAGUAUGAAUGUAAUAAUGCUAAGCGUGUGUCUGACUCUCCACAGGUACCCAUAUAA
This is a messenger RNA of Macrosiphum euphorbiae (potato aphid), 3201 nucleotides long. The record is from the annotation of a GenBank genome assembly. Lineage: Eukaryota; Metazoa; Arthropoda; Insecta; Hemiptera; Aphididae.